GCUGUGGGAGCUGUCGGGCAUACAGCGGAUGGGGUUUGUCCUCCUGCCUGAUAGAACUCAGAUCUCAAAGAAUUUUUGAUUUCUUUUCACUGCUGGAACUGUGUCAGUGCGCUGAUCCAGGUUCGGUUCUGCCACACAUCCAGCAUGACUUCAAAGAAAGCUUCAAAGUCAAGCACAAAAGGCAAAGAUGCAGGUAAAAGCCUGUUAUCCAGUAAGAAUGGGAAGAAGCUGGACUCCGGUUCCAGCAGCAGCAACAGUUUCUUCACCUGGUUCAUCGUGCUGGCCCUGCUUGGUGUCUGGACUUCUGUGGCUGUGGUCUACUUUGACUUGGUCGACUAUCAAGGAGUUCUAGACAAGGCUAAGGGCAUACAGAUUAACCUGUCUGAAACCUUGCAAGGUAAACUGGCAGCAUACGACACUGAUGGAGAUGGCGACUUUGAUGUGGAGGACGCUAAGGUGCUUCUAGGCCUGACCAGUUUGGGCUGCGGUCAGGGGGGAGCCCAGGUUCUGGAUUGGUUAGAAGAAGUGGAGGAAGGACUGAAAGAAAAGGCCGCUGACACCUUCACCCGUACUGAGGAUUCUGCUCCUGCUGUGGAUGCUGCGGAACCUGAACCAACACCAGAAGCCAUAGUUGAACCGGACCCUGAGCCUGUGGAAGAUCUGAGUGAGGAUGAGAUUGAAGCUGCUGUGGCAGAGGAGACUGCAGCGCUACCACUAGAAGCUGAACCUGAAGUACCUGCUGAGCCUAAGAUGGUGGAGCCAGAACCAGAACCCGAGGAGAUUCCCAAGGUUUUAGAGGAGGAUCCAGAGGUGCUGGAGGAUGAGCUUCCUGCUGCACAGGAAGACACACCUGUGGAGGAGGAGGCAGCUGAGGAGGAAACUGAAGAGGCCAGGGAUGCAGAACAAACCGAGGACUCUGAUCAGCCCACAGAAGAGGAGAAACGUCCUGCUGAAGUUCUGGAGGAGCCAGUUCAGCAGGAGGAGGAUGCUUCCCCUGAGGUAGAGGCAGAGGAGACCUUCACAGAAGAAGCUGUGGAGGACGUAGCUACCACAGAAGAAGGGGAAGAACCUGUGGAGGAAAUGGGAGAAGCUCCUUCAGAGGAGCCUGCUAUGGAGGGGCCUGCAGAAGAAGAACCUGGACACUCAGAGGAUGUAGCUGAGGAAGAGACAGAGCCCUCAGAGGAGGCUGCUGUAGAAAAACAACCUGUGGAGGAGAAGGAAGCUUUCUCAGAAGAACCAAACAUAGAAGAAGAAGCUGAUGAGCAGAUGGAGCCUGCAGAAGAGGAGGAGCCUAUGGGGGAGGUGGAGACUAUGGAGGAGGUGGAGCCUACGGAGGAGGAGGGGACUGUAGAGGAGGAGGAACCUUUAGAGGAGGAGGGACCUGUAGAGGAGGGGGCUGUAGAGGAGGAGGGGCCUGUAGAGGAGGGGGCUGUAGAGGAGGAGGGGCCUUUAGAGGAGGAGGCUGUAGAGGAGGAGGGGCCUGUAGAGGAGGAGGGGCCUUUAGAGGAGGAGGCUGUAGAGGAGGAGGGGCCUGUAGAGGAGGAGGGGCCUUUAGAGGAGGAGGCUGUAGAGGAGGAGGGGCCUGUAGAGGAGGGGAGGGAGUUUGAAGAAGCCACAGAGGCAGCUGCUCUGGAGGAAACUCCUGAAGAAUUAGAGGAGGAUCAAUCAGUUCCAGAUAAAGAAGAGGUAAAGGAGGAAGCAGAGGAAGAGACGUAGAGGCAGCAGCACUCACUGUGCUGAUGGAGCCGCUGAUGGAUCAGCGCGAUCUGAACUCGCUCAGAGUCUUGCAUUUCUCCAUGUACAGAGAAGUCUCCGUGACAACCCCACCCCAUCUUCAUUUCCUCUUUUUAAAAUGUUCCUUUAGUAAAAAUGUGAGACUUUGGAUAAAUUGUUUACUGAACGGUAUUCCUGUUUGUUUUUCCCCUUCCUAUAUUUUCCUCAUUCCUUUUUGCAUUUUUUUUGUUUGUUUUUGUUUUUUUGUUUUGUUUGUUUAUUGUUGUGGGCUUUUUUUUAUUUAGCACCAUAAGUUGCUCGGAGUUUGGGGAAUGUUUGGGAUAUGUGUGCGUGUUUGAUACCUACAAUAUCAAACUAUUUCUUAGCUUUAUUUUUGAGUCUUUCUGUAUAAUAAUUUUGUUUUAGAGCCAGAUUCUGCUGCAGUUUCAUUGAUGUUAGUAAUGAAGUCAAACUUUACUCUGAAAUGUUGGUCCGAAUGCUGCCAGAGGACAUUUCCUGUCUUCUGACUAGAACCUCGUUCAUGCAGUCAGUCCGGUCGGCUCUCUUCCUUCUUUCAUGUAAAUGUUGAGGUCAACUCUGGCCACUUCUGAUUCUAUGCAAAGGUGAGGCAGCGUUCACCUCACCACCCCUACACCUCCCUCUGUCUACUCCAGAUCAGAAAAAUGACCACUCCUGGAUGAGCCAUAUGCUAGGACCUGCACUCUGGCAGAAAACUGUAUGUGUGUGAAUGUGUAUAAGAUUGAGUUGUCUGUUGAGCGUUUAUUCAAUCAGUUCUUUCUGAGCCCUUGCAAUCAGGAUGUCUUUGUUUGAGACUUUACCUCUUGUUCCUCCUCUCAGUGUGUUUGACUGACUAUUUGCUCUGUAAGCUCCGUUUCUCUGGUAUCAUCACCUGACCGAAAACAAGUUGUCACAAGUUUUAAAGUGAAGCUUCAGGUCAUGAAGUGUGAACUGUCAGACAUGCAGACACAGGCCAGCUGUGGAUUCUGGCUGCACUGAAGCAUUUUCUCUCCAUGACAUCCAAUCGUUCUUCUUGUUUUGACUCAUGGGGCAUCAAACAGAUCAACCAUUAUGUUUUUGAGGAAACUUCAGCCAGGGGUGUCCCGAUACAACUUUAUCGGUUUUGGCUGAUACUGAUAUUAACUAGAGGCAAUGUCAGCACAACUUAAGCAUCCUUUAAUUCUCACCACCCCCACACCUCCAUGAGGAGGUGUGGGGGUGGUGAGGGGCAGAGGAAGUGGGCACUACUACAUUGUAGUGUGCAAUGUUUGAAAAGGCUUGAUCAAGUGAUUUUACUCCAGUAGUCAACAACAGGUAUGAGAACAACUGACUCAUUUAUUAUUAAAUAUGUCUACCUGUGGAUGGAGAUACUGGGGCAGGCUAAAUGCUUAGAAUGCUUAAUAUCAUUGUGCUUCUGUCAGACGUUUUAAAUGCAGGCCGAUUUAAUCUGAUGCUAAUUUAUCGGAUCAGUUCCUGAUACCGGAUCGGGACACCCUUAGCUUCAACUAGCUGUGAGUUAAAUUGUGUUGUUUAACUUCCCAGUUCUGUCUUAAAGGGAUACCUUUUAUUAUUCCACCAUUUUUUUUUUACCUUCACAACAUACAAACUUGAUGAAAUAUUUUCCUACAAAUUCAACCAUGAUUGAUUUUAAUGUAAGUAUACAAACUGUAUUCUGGAUAUUGCAGAAGCUGACUUGUAAACUGAGCAUCCAUCACUAAGCUGCUGAAAUCCAUUGACACACUACCAAUCAGAGACACUGAUGAAACGAUUCAGUUUCUGCACAACCACAUUGGAAAGCAGCUUUGGUGUCUCUAACCUCAACAUGUUGUUGGGAAUGUGUGCUAUCUGUGUUUUUGUCUUGUAACACUAACUGGUAUUAUUUUUACUUCCUCGCCCUUUGUAAGUGGCUGUGAACUGAAAGACCUUUUUAGUGUUGAACAUUACAAGCCUUACUAAAAGAGCUUCUAGAUUUUUAAAAUGAACCUUUCUAAAAGUCAAGAGAAACUACAUGAAGCCUGUUUUAAGAAGACAUAAGCUGUGUGACAGGCAGAUUGAAGGGACCAGGCCACUUACAGUGUGUUAUGAAAUAAACAGUAGUGCAAUAAGUUAAAGGCACAGAUCAGCCAGGUCACACCAGAGAAUCCCUGUGAACCAGACCUUCAUCUCUAAUUAGUGGGAUACAUUCUCAGCCUGACCGCUUUAGAGGAGGAUGCCUCUGUCUAUGUUCUCUGUUUCAGUCUGCAGAACUGCUGCUCUUCUCUGGACAGUGACUGUGGUGAAUAAAUUAUUGUCAUUCCAGCAUGGUUUGUUUUUGAUUUUUGAAAUGGCAUAGUUUUCUGUAAAAACUAUUCUGGAAGCUACAAUAAAAUGUUUGGGACAACA
Messenger RNA from Poeciliopsis prolifica (blackstripe livebearer), 4113 nucleotides. It is a transcript of the gene asph, whose product is annotated as aspartate beta-hydroxylase. Bases 145 to 1716 code for a protein of 523 amino acids. Lineage: Eukaryota; Metazoa; Chordata; Actinopteri; Cyprinodontiformes; Poeciliidae. The transcript is spliced from 12 exons. The record is from RefSeq and is a predicted model, not a curated record. Gene Ontology annotation, cellular component: membrane; endoplasmic reticulum. Gene Ontology annotation, biological process: peptidyl-aspartic acid hydroxylation. Gene Ontology annotation, molecular function: peptidyl-aspartic acid 3-dioxygenase activity.